AUGCCCAACGACUUGCCACUUUUGCCACCGAAGAAUCAGCAAAAGCACUUGGAUAAAUCUAUGAUCUCAUUACCUUCGGACUUUAGGCAUUUGGCACAUGUUAGCCCAAUGGGAGCAUCAGAAAUUGAAAAUCUUCGGAGAAGUGACAAUAUACUCGAAACGGUUAAUGAAGGAAGUUACUACAUGAAACCAUCUUCCUCCAAUAGUACACUGCGGUCGCAAAAAAAAGAGAGAGUCGGUCUAGAUGACGCCUUCCCAACAUCUCCGAAUUCUGAAGAUCAUGAAGUGGUGAGAGGAUACGAGAAUCAACCGACAUCCCAUCGAUACAUGAAUAUCGCCCCACCAAAACUGAGCAAGAAAACUUAUAAAGCUCCGCCACCACCAACGCCUCCGUCACAAGCAAGCAAGCCUAAUCUGUUCUUCGAAGAUGGAUUCGAAGCCAGUCCAGACCCACCAGUGGUUUUCAGAUCUAUCUCCAAGAGCUCACAAGUCUCAGAGCCCCUUCCAUCACCAAAAAUCCACACACCUGACAGAAUCGAGCCUCCAAAACCGUACUCCAUGGUGAUCGAAAGACCCGGUGACUUGGGUGGAUUUAGUUUCGGAUUGGAUGAUUGUAUUCCGGUCAUGCAAAACCCAUCACCCCUCAAAACAUUGUCCCCGUUGCACCGACCAUUGGCGAUUCCAAGAGCUAAAGUGGAGACUCCGAUUCUUUCACCAGGAAGUCCCGAUGGAAAUUAUAUGUCAACUGUAAGAAGUACUUCUGCUCAAGGAAAGAAGAUUCUAGAUGAAUUGGAUGAUUGGUUGGAUGAUUUGGAUGAUGAUGAUAGAGAACAAUUAUCAACAAUCAGUACCGAUGAAUCUGGAUAUCCAACUCUUGCACAUGAAAAGGAUCGGGCGUUUAUGAAACAUUUAGUGGAAAAAUACGAGUUGGGAGUGGAACCAGAAACUGUAAGAUUGAGAAAAAAGAAGGGUCCAGCCCCACGUCUUCCCCCUGAAGCUCUAUCUUCUCCAACAAUCCAGGCUCCUUCUAUUCCGACUUUCAAUGCAUCUCGUCCGGUUAGUAUGCCUCCAAAUCGUCCACCUCCUUCUUACGAUGCUCCAAGUUUCGAUGCUCCAGUUUUUGAACCAAAAGGACUCGGGAAGUUGUCCAAACAGAACGCAAUGGAUCUUCGUUUGAGUGAGGAGUCACCAGUGAUGCAAAGAUUCUUGUUUGAUAAGAAAAUCAAAUCUGCAACCAUGCCUGGAUCAAUUGAAAGGAUGACAGUGUCCUCUGAAUUCACUGAUGUCUCCACCACGUCUUCUAGAUCUGAUGCUGUGUCGAGUGUUCUAUCUGCUGUCGAGGAGGAUCCGAUUGAAGUAUUGAAGAAGGAUAAGGAAGUAGAUGAGCAGUUUGUGCCAGUUCCAAAACCAAGAACGAGGAAGACGGUCUCAACGGAACCGACACUCGGCGACGAAAGUAUUGUUGCAGAAGAGAAAAAAAGAGAAAACGUGAUUGGGGAGGAGUUUGAAGUGAUCGAGAUGACAGAGGCGACGAAAACGAUGCAAAAAGAGCCUAUUGUGAUUCUUCCACCACCUCCGAAGACCUAUUUCGAUUCUGACACAGAUUCGGAUAUCAAUGAGGACCUAAUUGUGACAAGAUUCUAA
Messenger RNA from Caenorhabditis briggsae, 1644 nucleotides. Lineage: Eukaryota; Metazoa; Nematoda; Chromadorea; Rhabditida; Rhabditidae. The transcript is spliced from 7 exons. The record is from RefSeq and is a predicted model, not a curated record. Gene Ontology annotation, molecular function: small GTPase binding. Gene Ontology annotation, biological process: regulation of Rho protein signal transduction. Bases 1 to 1644 code for a protein of 547 amino acids.